AUGAAAAUCUGUCUAUUAAUAGUGAGAAUAUUCUGUAUUAAUCUACCGAUCUUUUACAGCUUCGUGGAAUCUCAAUCAGAGCGCUUAAGUGUGGUUGGUCCAAUUGCUCACCUUGUUGCUGUAGCUGGUGAAGAUCUACUUCUGCCAUGUUUGAUCCAACCCACCACCAGUGCUGUGAAAAUGAGAGUGGAGUGGUACAGAUCAGAUAAAUCAAACGAAAUAGUGCAUGCAUAUGAGAAUAAAAUAGACAAAAAUGAAAAGCAGGCUCAGUCCUACAAAGGAAGAACAUCACUGUUCAAAGAGGAGCUACAGAAUGGCAACACUUCACUAAAGCUCUCAGCACUCCGAGGCUCUGAUGGAGGGACUUACAGAUGUUUUGUUGAGUUUAAAUCCUGGUAUGAUGACAUUACUGUUCAGGUCACAGUUGAAGCUGUUGGAAGCCACCCAGCAAUUUCCAUAGAGAAUUUUGGUUACUCAGGAGGGAUCAACCUACUGUGUGAAUCUAAAGGCUGGAACCCUGAACCCAGGGUUGAGUGGCUGGACAGAGAGGGAGCUGAUCUACCUGCUGAAGCUACACAGACACACAAAGAAGCUAAUCUAUUCAGUGUAAAACGCCAUGUCACUGUUUAUGAUCAUGAUGAAUCCAACAGAUUCUACUGCAGAUUUCAACAAAAACAUCACAUGGUAGAGGCAGACGUUAUCAUUGAUAGUCAAGUUUUUGAUGCUUGGAGAAAAGCUGUCAUCAGUAUUUCACUUUUAGCAUUGUUGACUGCUGCUGGAUUCGUUGCAGUAAUCACUUGUUUCUGUCAGAAGAAAGCACUUCAAAGAACACUGAAGAAGCAAGAUAUUGAAAAGAAAAGAAAGUAUGAAGUGGAUGUAACUCUAGAUCCAGAAUCAGCAAGUCCCAAACUCAUCUUGUCUGAAGAUGGAAAACAAGUAAAACAUGGAGACAAAAAACAGGAUCUUCCUGAUACACCAGUACGGUUUGAUCAUAGUCCCUGUGUCCUGGGAAACCAGGGGUUCUCAGAAAGAUUUUACUAUGAGAUACAAGUUGGCAAAAAAAUUAAAUGGGAUCUCGGAGUGGCCACAGAAUCUGUUAACAGGAAGGGACAGAUUUCUCUGAGCCCUGAGAAUGGAUUCUGGACUGUGGUACAUAGACUUGGCAAUGAAUAUAGAGCUUGUUUGGGUCCCUCUGUUCCCCUCAACCUGAGAAAGAAACCAGAGAAGGUAGGAGUGUUUGUGGAUUAUGAGGAGGGUCGGGUGUCUUUUUAUGAUGUAGGAAACAGGUCUCGUAUCUACUCUUUUACAGGACAGUCUUUCACUGAAAAACUCUAUCCAUUCUUUAGUCCUUGUAACAACGAACAUGGUCGGAACUCAGAUCCUCUGAUUAUCUUGCCUGUUUAG
Trichomycterus rosablanca is the source of this 1404-nucleotide messenger RNA. RefSeq names its product butyrophilin subfamily 1 member A1-like. The transcript is spliced from 7 exons. Gene Ontology annotation, biological process: T cell receptor signaling pathway; regulation of cytokine production. NCBI's taxonomy places the organism in Eukaryota, Metazoa, Chordata, Actinopteri, Siluriformes, Trichomycteridae. The coding region runs from base 1 to 1404 and encodes 467 amino acids. Gene Ontology annotation, cellular component: external side of plasma membrane. The record is from RefSeq and is a predicted model, not a curated record. Gene Ontology annotation, molecular function: signaling receptor binding.